This is a messenger RNA of Drosophila bipectinata, 391 nucleotides long. Its product is annotated as kunitz-type serine protease inhibitor homolog beta-bungarotoxin B5 chain. NCBI's taxonomy places the organism in Eukaryota, Metazoa, Arthropoda, Insecta, Diptera, Drosophilidae. The record is from RefSeq and is a predicted model, not a curated record. Gene Ontology annotation, molecular function: serine-type endopeptidase inhibitor activity.
AUGCAUCUAUUUUUUGUAAUUUUGUUGAUACUAUUUGAUCCUCUAGCGGCUGUUCGCCCUCAAGGAGUGGUUUUAAGGCAGCCCAAAUGCUGGUAUCCAGCCAAUCCAGGCCCCUGCCAGGAUAAUGUCAAAGUCUGGGGCUAUGAUUAUCUGACGAAUCGCUGCAUCUUCUUCUACUACGGAGGCUGUGGAGGAAAUCCAAAUCGUUUCUAUACCAAAGAAGAGUGCCUGAAUACUUGUCGGGUUCACAGAGAUCCUGACCGCAUCAAAAGAUCAGAUGAAGAGGAGGAUGACGUCGAGGAGUUUGAGGAAGAUAUAGACGACUGGGACAAGUGGGACAAAGAUGAAUUGUAAACCUGUUAUAAAGAGUAUACAGAUAUCGGCUAUAAAA